UAUCACCCCUUAUCCCCUUCCUCCUGACACACCCCACCCACCUCCCUCGACUUGGAUCUAGAUCGGGAAGCCCCGGCCGCAUAUUCCCCCGCCGCCGAUGCCUCAACCCCCUCUCGUCGCCGCCGCCAGCCUCUGCUGCCGCCUACUCCUCUCCUCGCCGCUCGCCUCCUCCCGCACCCGCCGCUUCCUCCCCCGCGCCAUGGAGUCGUCCUCCUCCACCGCCGCCGCCGCUGCGGAGCACGCAGGUGGCGCGGCGGUGGGGGAGUACGAGGAGGUGCUGGCCCGGCUCUCCUCGCUCAUCACGCAGAAGGUGCGCGCGGACACCGGCAACCGCGGCAACCAGUGGGACCUCAUGGGCCGCUACCUCCAGAUUCUGGAGCUGGAGGAGCCCAUGGCGCGGAUGAAGGUCAUCCAUGUCGCCGGCACCAAAGGUCAUCCAUGUCGCGCGGCCCGAUCGGGGAGCUCCGAUUCGUCUGCCCACCAGUCAGCAGCAGCAACCUAGUCGUCGUCGUCGAUGGCAGGGUUGUAACCUCACUGUCACGCUAAUGGACGCAAAAAAGAAGAGUGGUAGUACUAUCAAUGGUUCAGUCAGCGCCUCAACAGCGUCUGCACUACUUCUGAUAUUGUUUUUCAGUAGCUUUUUUCUGCACCUUUUUCUUUCAGUUCUUAGUGCUGCUGCCCCAUGAACACAUUUUUUUAAUUUGACUGUACAGUCAAAUGAAGCCUUUGUUAAGUAUACACUCCAAAAUUCAGUUAACAGUAGCCUAACUGAAUUUUUUGUUUCUGAAUUUAUAAACUCACUUUAUAUUCAGUUUAUAAAUUAACAGUAGCUUCAAAAUUAAGUAUCAUUCGCAUGGAUCAACUGUUAUUUUAUUUUGUGGAGGAUAAAGUUCAGAUCAUGAAUAAUGGCAUUACAAGUCAACUUGGCACAAUUACACAUGUCCUGAAUCUCAUAGAAUCUGACACUAGCAAGUCUUCAUUGGCAUGCAAGUACUAUUACAUUGUCAUGACAGGAACAAUUAAUUAUUUGACAUGUAUCAUUGGUACUGCUAAAACAUUUCGUUCAUGUUUCAACAAAUUUGGUGAAGACCACUUCAUAUGUAUUUUGCAUAUAUGAAUUAUCUCCUGUUGCUUUCUAAGAUGCUAUUUCUUUCAGUUCUAGCCCUCCUAUCUUUAAUUCCUGGCUGCUGGACUACCUGCAGGACAACGAGUUCAUCUGCGGCAGCUAUCGCUGUGAGCAGUCCGUCCGCGACGCGCUCCGCAGCGUCUUCGUCGGGCACAACGAGAUCCUCAACGUCUGGAAGUAAGUCGCCGGCCAUCUGUUUCCUGAUGAAUUUUCUUUCUAGCUCAAUGUGAUCGGAUAUGACUAGUACGUUCAGAUUUGCUCUUGUUUUCUUUUCAAAUAGUACUAGUAGUCUAUAUUCCAGCUGUGCGACUACCUGUAGCCACUUGAACCGAUGAGAAUUCUUCAAGCCUACCUAUAGCCACUUGAACAGAUGUCUAUCUCAGAUCUGCUCAUCUAAAAAAUCUAAGUGGAGUAGUAUACUGAUAGUAUGGUAUAAUAAUAUUAUCAAAAGGUAAAUGCCCUGAUUAUUUAGCUCUGUCAGAUAAAUACUCGUCGAAAGUGGGCUCCUAUCAAAAUUCAUUUCCAUUAUAAUCUUACUCAUACAAUAUUCACACCAUGUAAUUCUGGAAAUAUAUGCUCAUAUCUAGUUAUGCAUAAAAAAUGACAGUAUUGACAUGUUAUAAAUA
This is a messenger RNA of Triticum aestivum (bread wheat), 1752 nucleotides long. Its product is annotated as folylpolyglutamate synthase. Lineage: Eukaryota; Viridiplantae; Streptophyta; Magnoliopsida; Poales; Poaceae. The record is from RefSeq and is a predicted model, not a curated record. Gene Ontology annotation, cellular component: cytoplasm; cytosol; mitochondrion. Gene Ontology annotation, molecular function: ATP binding; tetrahydrofolylpolyglutamate synthase activity. The coding region runs from base 98 to 502 and encodes 134 amino acids. Gene Ontology annotation, biological process: tetrahydrofolylpolyglutamate biosynthetic process. The transcript has 4 exons.